CUGCUUCUUGUGGCAAAGUAAUUACUUAUCUAAAAAUUAAAGAACUUGACUCGCCUGGCCUUCGGAGUCGUGAUUUGUCUAGUAGAACUUUAGAUAGCCUCUUCCCUUACAUUAAUUCCACUAUCCGCUAUCGCCUGUUGAAAAUGUUCCUAAUCAGGUCCUCUUCGCAAGCUGUGAAGUUGUCGCCAAUGUGUGCAAGAGCCUUUUCGGUGCGAACGGAAAAAAAUGACGUUUUCAUCGUAAGCGCCGCAAGGACUCCCAUUGGCUCCUUCCGCAGCAGUUUGGCUUCUCUUCCAGCACCACGUUUGGGAGCAAUUGCUAUCGAAGAAGCACUGAAAAGAGCACAAAUUGGGAAAAAUGAUAUCGACGAAGUUUAUAUGGGGAAUGUGUGUCAAGCUGGAGAAGGCCAGGCUCCUACAACACAAGCAGCAUUGUUCGCCGGAUUGCCAUCAAAAACACCUUGCACUACCAUAAACAAAGUGUGCGCUUCGGGCAUGAAGGCCAUUAUGAUGGCUGCGCAGAAUAUUGCCACCGGAAAUGCCGAUGUGAUGGUCGCGGGAGGAAUGGAAUCUAUGUCAAAUGUACCGUUUUACAUCACAAGAGGAGAUCUGCCUUAUGGUGGAGGGCAGAUUAUUGACGGCAUUGUUUUUGAUGGCCUUACGGAUGCUUUUGACAAAAUUCACAUGGGAGUAUGCGCGGAAAAAACGGCGAAAAAAAUGAAUAUCACCAGAGCGGAUCAGGAUAAUUAUGCUGUUCAAGCUUAUAAGCGAUCCGCCAAUGCAGCCAAAAAUGGAUCCUUUAAAGAUGAAAUUUGUCCUGUUAAAGUUCAGCUAAAAGGAAAAGAAACUGUAGUGACCUUGGAUGAAGAAGUGACAAAAGUGAAUUUUGAGAAGAUUCCUACACUCAGGCCAGCUUUCCAGAAAGAAGCCGGCACAGUUACGGCCGGAAAUGCAAGCAAAUUAAAUGACGGAGCUGCUGCGUCCAUAUUAAUGUCCGAAGCUAGAAUCAAAAAGCAUGGCGCAAAGCCAAUGGGACGAAUUGUUGCUUUUGCGGAUGCUGCCAGAGAUCCUGUAGAAUUCACUAUUGCUCCCGCUGAUGCUGUUCCCAUUGCGCUGAAAAGAGCAGGAUUGAAUAAAAAUGAUAUAGCCUUGUGGGAAAUCAACGAAGCCUUCAGCGUGGUUGCCUUGGCCAACCAAAAAUUAUUGGAUAUCAAUCCGGAAAUUUUGAAUAUUAACGGAGGCGGUGUUAGCCUCGGGCAUCCGAUUGGAAUGUCCGGUGCACGGAUAACAAACUCACUGCUUUAUAACCUGAAGCCCGGUCAGUUCGGUUGUGCAUCCAUAUGCAAUGGAGGAGGAGGAGCAUCGGCUAUCAUUGUUGAACGGCUUUAAUUUUGAAAAUGUAAUCGGAUGUGGACUUUGCAUAUUUGCCGUAUCACGAAGUUGUAUUGGACGAAGUUGCCGAUUAAUAUGGACAGCUUGUCGUCUGGUAAACCGAUUGCUUCUGUCUUUAUCAAUUUUGGCAGCCAGACAAUGUUUGUCGCAUUAUCAACUCCAGAACGGUAACGAUUGGUUUUGAUUGUUUUAGUAUCUGAAUAUAGUGAACUGUUCAUAAGAUGCUUUAUUCAAUUGUGUGCCGGAAAUCUCAGAUGUGAAAUUACCAUAAUAAAGCCUUAUUCCAUUAAGCAAGACAA
Messenger RNA from Paramacrobiotus metropolitanus, 1690 nucleotides. Its product is annotated as acetyl-CoA acetyltransferase, mitochondrial-like. Bases 144 to 1388 code for a protein of 414 amino acids. The transcript has 16 exons. The record is from RefSeq and is a predicted model, not a curated record. Lineage: Eukaryota; Metazoa; Tardigrada; Eutardigrada; Parachela; Macrobiotidae. Gene Ontology annotation, molecular function: acetyl-CoA C-acetyltransferase activity. Gene Ontology annotation, biological process: fatty acid beta-oxidation.